Molecule: messenger RNA, 2949 nt
Organism: Phragmites australis (common reed)
Lineage: Eukaryota; Viridiplantae; Streptophyta; Magnoliopsida; Poales; Poaceae
Product: filament-like plant protein 7
Exons: 6
Coding region: 1-2616 (871 amino acids)
Source: RefSeq, a predicted model, not a curated record
AUGCCUGAACCACCAGGCUUCCGUCUUCCCUGGCUCCUCCGCUUCCCGCCUCGCGAAAGCGCCACCCGCGCUGCACCCCUUGACGCUUUCCUUCCCCCUCAACGGGCCAACGGCUCCACUCCAACUCCAACCCCUCCAAGGCGCCGACCAUACUGCACUGCUACUUGUCCUCACUUCCUGCUCCGCCUCCACUGCAGAGAGGAGCAAUGCAUCCCUGCGGUGCCUGAAGAACCAACCGUGUGGCCUGUUCAAGCAGGUUGGAUGUUCUGCUUCCAGCUUGAUACGUUAUCUGUGGAGAUUUACGUGAACGUGAUACAAUGGUACUGCAAAUCUUACGGGAGCCAUAACUCACUCGCAAAAAAAAAAGGAGCCAUAACUGAAAUGGAAGAAGCUCUGAAAUCCUGCGUGGAGCAGCUGGUCAUUGCCAGAGAAGAGCGGGAGCAGAUCAUCGUCGAGGCAGCCAACGAGAUAUCCUCCGAGAAGAAGAAAGUGCGCGAGCUACAGCACAAGCUGGAAGACGCGAACAAGAAUGCGGCGAAGCUCGCCGCCGAGAACAGCAGCCUCUGCAAGGCCGUCGAUGACAGGGACACGAUGAUCAGGGAGGUGAGGGAGUCUGAGGCGGCCGCGGGCGACAAGCUCGCAGACGCGACGGCGAGGCUCGAGUCGGCGCAGAAGCAGGGCGUCUCGCUGCGGUACGAGGUGCGCAUGCUCCAGAAGGAGCUGGAGGUCCGGGGCCAGGAGCGGGAGUACGACCUCAAGUCCGUCGACGCCGCGCAACGGCAGCAGGCGGAGCAUCUGAAGAGGAUCGCGCAGCUAGAGGCCGAGUGCCAGCGGCUGCGCGCCAUGGUCCGCAAGCGGCUCCCGGGGCCGGCGGCGAUAGCCAAGAUGAGAGACGAGGUCGAGCAGCAGCAGCCGCCACCGCCCGGAGCCAGACCGAGGCGGCCGCGCCCCGCGACGCCCUCAACGCCACGGUCAGUGACGCCGUUCUCGCCGCGGACGCCGCGGCGCUCCGUCUCCGACGCCGAAAGCUACGCGUUCAAGCUCCGUGCCGUCGAGGACGAGAACAAGGCGCUGAAGCAGGUGCUCGCCAAGAGGGAAAGCGAGCUGCAGUUCGUGCAGAUGAAGUACGCCGACGAGGCUUGCAAGCUGACAGUGGUGCAGAGGCAGCUCAAGGAUCUGACAGAAGAGAACUGGCAGCUGAGUGAUGCUAACUGUCAGUCUGAAUCUUGGGCUUCUGCUCUGAUUUCUGAACUCGAGCAUUUCAGGUCUGGGAACCAGGGUGGCGCGUCCAUCAUGGCAUCAUCCGACAUGAACUUGCUCGAUGAUUUCGCUGAGAUUGAGAAAAUGGAGAUGGCGCCAGGUGAUCGAAAGCGCAACACGCCACGUGCAUCUCUGGAGAAGGCGGAUACGAGAUCAGUAACGCCAGAGAAGAAUGACAAUGGUCUUGUCAUGAAUGGUAGUAUCCCCAACGGCCAUCCUGAAAGAGUUCAUGAUAUCUGGGAUCUCGUAAUGCAUAAGCAUGAUGCAAGUGGGGAAAGUGUUGACACCAUUCUUGAAAAAAUAAGGCAUGAAUUGGAUUUGGAUCGAAGCACUAUUUACGCGAAAAGAGAAUAUUCAGAUGUAUCGUAUGACCGGUCCGAAGUAGAGAAGAUGGUGAGAAAUCUGGUUGAGGAAGUCACUCCCAUGAUUCACAAAUCUGCAGAAGACAAUGUUGCAAGAUCCAGACUACUGCUACAUUACAAGCCUGAACUCUGUGGCCGCCUUGAGAACCUGGUUCAUGUCUGUCAUGAUCUACUACAUGGUAGUAAAGCUAACCUUGGAAAGUUCAUUGAUGAGGUUUGCCUGAUCCUGAAGUACAUAGUGAGCCAAUACUUGUCAAACCAAGAUCCAUCUGAUACUGUGGAUAGUGAUAUAAUGAAUAUUGAUGGGGUUAAGUCAUUAGGUACAAUCAACACAGAGGGUCAACAGGACAUCCAAAGUGCAAAACCAGCAGCAGCUUUAGAUAUCCAGAAAGAUGCACAGGUAGGACCAAUUCAGUCAGCUGAAUGUCAGAUUAUGGCCAGUCUUCAAGAGAAGCUUGAUAAAGAACUCACACGAGUUAUACUUGCCCAGGAUGAUAAUAUUCUGCAGGGCAGAAAAUCAACGUACUGUGAGAUAGAAAGCCCUUCUGCUGAGGCAAGUGUGGAAGAUUGGGCAGCACAAGAGGAAAAUCAGUUACCAACAAACUCAGAGAUACUAGCAGCAGCUGGCAAGAUCGCACAUUGCCAGGAGACGAUCACAAUUCUCAGCAAGCAGUUGCAAGCUCUAAAGAUCCCGACAACUUCAGGUCCUCUAGACAGCCCAUUCUGCAACCCCAGGCCGAGCUCGGCUCUGUCCGACUACAAGCCCCAGUCACUCGGAAGCAUUCUCGCCGAAGAGUUCGCCAACGCUGUAGGUUCCAGAUCUCCUGCUACGCCCAAAGAAGUGCAGUUCAAGAAAAAAGACGACGAGCUUUAUGCUACACCGAAAAGGAGCACAGCACAAGAGCAGAACGGUGACCCAAGGAAGAAGAAGAAGCGGGGUCCAAGCUUGCUCGGCAGGAUAAUGUUCAGAAAGAAAGUGGAAGGCAGCUCCUAGACUUCGUUGAACCAAAAUGGCGGAUGCACAGCCGCUGGUGCUGCAACCUGCAAGUGUGCCAUCUGACUAGUACUGCUACGCUAUGAUCAGUAAUUUUUGGGCGUGUUGUGUUUGUGGCUUUGUUCAUUCCUUGCAUUCCUGCUCCAGAUGAGCAAUCUUUUUGGCCAUACAUUCUGUUCCAGAGCCUGAUGACUGGUGGCAGCAGAGCAGGCUCUAGAACAGGGUGUGAGCUAUCUGUUUUCCUUGGCGUACGUGAACAGGUUUUCUUUGUGUAUUUAUGGACUUCAUGAUUGUGUUAAUUUAUUCUUUAUUGAAGGAGAAUUUAUUCCUUUU